AUGCCCAUCCUGAAAAACUUCAUUCUCCCAGCCUCCGCCAGGCUCCUCGCCCUGCCUGAAGCCCCCAAGGCGAAGCUCUUCAUUGCGUUCAUCGCCUCUGACGAUCCGAUCACCGGCCAGCCCUGGUGCCCCGACGUGCGGGCUGCGUGGCCCCAUAUCCAAGGCGCGUUCUUGGCCGAAGAGGCGCCAACCGUGGCUAUUGUCGCCGUCGGACAGAGAGAAGAAUGGAGAGAUCCCAAGAAUGUGUACCGCAGCAGCUGGAAUGUCCAUAAUGUGCCUGUGCUGGCCCGGUACCAGCGGGUGGAUGGGCGAGUCGUCGAGACUGGCCGGUUGACAGAGGGAGAAAUCUUGGACUCGGCCAAAAUGGACCCCAUAACAGCUGCCGGGCUGGCCCUGGCAAUCCCCCCCCUGGCCUUCCAGGUGUUUGCCGGCUGCAUCCAGGGCUUCACCACGCUGUCGUCGGCGCAGAAUCUCGGCAAAGACGCCAGCUUCCUGCUCACGAUGCUGACCGUCGAGGAGUACCGCUGUCUGCAGUGGGCAGACGCCGUCGGACUGACCACCACCAACUGCAUCGCGCCGCAGGUCAACCAGCGCCUCGCCGAAGAGCUGCUCGUCCAGCUGCGCGACCGACUCGACAGUUCCAAGCUGCGGCAGCGAUACUCGCUCGACCUGCUGGUCGACAGCCGCGAGGAGCCUCAAAAGGUGCCAGUGGAAGAACCCCUGCCCAUGCUGGCCGUGUCGAGUCAACGCCGCGGGGAGAUCCUCGCCCGGGCGCAGCUCAUCCAGAGCCAGGCGUCGCUGCCGCGGCGGCUGUGGUGGGCGGCCGUCGACAAGGCCAAGUUCCAGGAUCUCGUUCACGAUCUGCGCCAGAUCGUCGACGCCCUGUGGAAUCUGCUGGAGCCGCUGCGCCUGCGCGAGCUGGCGCAAACCGUCGGCCACACGUUGACGGCCGUCGUGGACAUGAGCCGGGAUAUCACCGCCCUCAAAGCCCUCCAGGCCAGCUGUACCCGGGCCACCGUCUUCCCCGGGGAUGCCAUCCUGGCCACCGCCGUGGGCCUGAAGGUGGAGCGCGCGCAGAUGGAGAAGAAGGCCGGAGAAGAUCCAGUCCAUCCUCUGCAUCGCAGCCUGCUCCAACGGUCGCCUGCGCGCGGUGUCUAUCCGGGGGAGUACGAGGGCAAGACGGUCCUGUGUGAGUCGAAGCCGGUGCAUCCCCGGCUCAAGGCGAAGCUGCGGCGACGGUCGGAGAACCUGGCGCGCCUCCUGUCCGGGCCUCGGGCGGGUUCGUUCAUGACUCUGGCCUGUCUCGGGGUGGUGGAAGACGUCGACGAGUUCGUCUUUGUGUACGACUAUCCCCCCGGCGCAGACAUCACCGCCCAUCCGCGCUCGCUGCACGAUCUUCUACGCGACUCCAAGAUGAGGGCGCCGAGUGUGACGGCCCGGGUCAGACUGGCGUUGGCGAUCUGCCAGACCCUCUUGACCGUCCAUACCUCUGGCUGGCUGCACAAGAACAUCCGGUCAGAGAAUAUCCUCUUCUUCGCCCCCGAUGCCACCCUACAACCGUAUCUGGCGGGCUUCACGUUUGCGCGCGCCGACUCUCCCCUGGAGAUCAGCGAUCAGGCAUCCGAAGACCCCCUGUCGGACGUCUACCGCCACCCACAGGCGCUGGGCGACCCUUCGUGCUCGUACGCCAUGUACAUGGACCUCUACUCGCUGGGGGCGGUCUUGCUGGAGAUCGCCGAAUGGAGACCGCUGAAACAUAUCGUGCGCAAACACAUCGACGUGGCGGACAGGGAGUGUGAUGUUUCCCUCGCCGCUCUGGCAGCCACUCAGGACUGGCUUGUCCGCGAGGUCGUCGAUAGGGGUCUGCUCGAGUUCCGGAUGGGAGACGUCGUCGGCAGACCUUUUGGCUUUGCAGAGUUUUGUCCAUAA
Penicilliopsis zonata CBS 506.65 is the source of this 1929-nucleotide messenger RNA. RefSeq lists its product as hypothetical. The coding region runs from base 1 to 1929 and encodes 642 amino acids. The transcript is spliced from 4 exons. Gene Ontology annotation, biological process: protein phosphorylation. The record is from RefSeq and is a predicted model, not a curated record. Gene Ontology annotation, molecular function: ATP binding; protein kinase activity. Lineage: Eukaryota; Fungi; Ascomycota; Eurotiomycetes; Eurotiales; Aspergillaceae.